AUGUCGUUUGUCAACAGUGACAGCGACAACAACAGCUUCGGAUCGCGCAACAGCAUCCGCACCCGGCGGUCGCGGUCGGGACGUCGCAUCUAUCCGAGAGGGAACGAUGACUAUAUGAUGCCUCAGGAUCCCAUUCCGUUUCGCCCACGGAAGCUGGUGAAGCACCAGACGCCGCAAGAGGCGAUUGAUGAGUUUUGGGCAAAGUUUACGACAAAGGCGCCUGGCAAAGCGACGACUGUGAUACCGCAGAAUCCAUACACUGCCAAGGUCGCUCGGAAGAAUGCCAAGGCUGCAUCCUCGUCAACAACCACUCAAGCAUCUUACGAAACCGCGGCGGCUAUGUGCCGGGCCAAGGUCGAAAAGAUUGUCCAGGAGUGCCGUCGAGUCAACAAAAGGUACCGAGAUCCGCACUUUGACCUCGAGGCUGACCUGAAGCUCUGUCGUCGUGAUUGCCUGGAAUCGCUCUCCAACUUUGAACCGCUCGACAACCCGGGAAAGGACUUUCGGCCUGGGAGCGCCAAACGCGUCGUGGAGAUAUUUGACAAGCCGCAGUUUUACAUCGAGGGCCCGACGGCUAACGACGUGAGGCAGGGGAGAGAUGGGGACUGCUGGCUCAUGUCGGCGUUGUGUACGCUGAGCAACAAGAAGGGGCUGAUUGAGAAGCUGUGCGUGGCGCAUGAUCAGGAUGUUGGUGUGUAUGGGUUUGUCUUUUACAGGGACGGAGAGUGGAUUUCCGAGAUUGUGGAUGAUUUUCUCUAUCUCACCAAGUCCGACUACGAUGAGAAGCAUUGGGAGCGAGUCCUCUUUGACGAGCUGGAGCGUGUUAAUCCGGAAGAAGCCUACCGCAAGGUGUACCAGUCCAACAGCAGUGCUCUGUAUUUUGCUCAGUGUCAACAUCCGCAAGAGACUUGGCUGCCGCUUCUUGAAAAGUGUUAUGCAAAGGCUCAUGGAGACUACGCUGCGAUCGAAGGCGGUUAUGGCGGCGAAGGCAUUGAGGAUCUCACUGGCGGAGUCACCUCUGAGAUUUUCACCACCGACAUUCUCGACAAGGAGUAUUUCUGGAAGGAGGAGCUGCUCAAGGUAAACCAAGAUUUUCUCUUUGGUUGCAGCACGGGCGUCUGGGGGGUGAAUUGGGGUGAGCGAAAGGGGAUUCUUGAGCUUCAUUCUUACUCCAUCCAGAAAGCUGUGGACAUUGACGGCAACCGAUUACUUCGACUGAAAAAUCCAUGGGGCAAAGGAGAAUGGAAAGGACCUUGGAGUGACGGCUCCAAGGAAUGGACUCCUGAAUGGCUCGAGAAGCUGGAUCAUCGAUUUGGCGACGACGGAGACUUUUGGAUCGCCUACGAGGACUUGCUGCAAAAAUACCAAGCCUUUGAGAGGACUCGCCUUUUUGAUGAGACGUGGCAGGUAUCUCAAAUCUGGACCACUGUCAACGUUCCCUGGAUGUUGGACUAUCACGACACUCAUUUUUCUUUAAGCAUUACCAAACCCGGUCCAGUCGUCAUCGUACUGGCGCAGUUAGAUGACCGAUAUUUCCGUGGACUUCAUGGCCAAUACAGGUUUGAGCUGGCGUUUCGCGUCCAUAAAGCUGGUCAUGAGGAUUAUCUCGUUCGCAGCCAGGCGCCAUAUCGCAUGAGGCGCUCUGUCAAUGUCGAACUCGACCUGGAGGCAGGCGAGUAUGAUAUUCGUGUCAAGAUUGAUGCGACUCGUAUGGACAGAAUCUUGCCAAUUGAGACAGUGAUCCGAAAUAAUGCCAAGAAGCGACGAGAGAAGCUGACCCGUAUCGGUCUCGCUUACGAUCUCGCACAUAGCAAAGGCAAGAUCGUGGAAGGUCCAGAAGAGAAGGCUGCAAGAGAAGCACAUGCGAAGCGCGUCAAGGACAAAGAGCAGCGUGAGCUCAAAGCGAAAAUUCUUGAACGUCGAAGAGAUGACCACCAUCUCAACGUUAAACAGCUAUCGAGGAUCCAGAGACGUGAAAAGAAGCGAAAGGAAAAGCAAAAGGCAAAGGAUACCGAAAGAAGGCUCAGACUCAAGAAAGGCGACAAGGAAAUAGACAAACCUCACGAAGACGAUGGUGAACGACGUGACCAGUCAGACGACAACCAUGCAGUGCCAUCUUCUCUUAACGGAGCAGGAGCAUCAAAGACGAAAAAGAGAGGUCCAAAAUCUAUCCCACCGGCAGAUAGAGUAGGCCGGUCAAUUUCUCAGGGCGAUCCACCACCAAGCUCGUCAUACUAUGAAUCCGAGAGUGACGGUGGCCUUAUAAGUAUCGCAUCACUCUCUGAACUUUCUGACCAUGAGAUGGACUUGCAAGUCAAAGCCUUUAUGAACAACCAGUUGAACAAACCCGUCAUCGUGACCCCGCCAUCUCUGAGGUUCGAAGACGAGCUUGAUGAGUUUGAAAGAGACCCCUGGAACGCGGUUGUCGUGGUUGGACUGCGAGUCUACCACCAGGUUGAUGAGGAAGACAAAGCCAAGGAAGUCAUUACGCUAAAGGUGGUGCGUCCUAACCCGUAUGCCGAUUCCGAAGAUGAGGAUACAGCUACGGAGGAAGAUGCCAAAGAAACACAGGACUCUAAAAGCAAAGGCUUGGAUGUCGAUGACAGCGCCAAGGAUGCGACACUGGAAGGCGGAGUCAAAGAUAGGAAGAAGAGUAUUGUGGGAAAUGGCGAGGUGCAGUAG
Molecule: messenger RNA, 2682 nt
Organism: Trichoderma aggressivum f. europaeum
Lineage: Eukaryota; Fungi; Ascomycota; Sordariomycetes; Hypocreales; Hypocreaceae
Exons: 5
Coding region: 1-2682 (893 amino acids)
Biological process (GO): proteolysis
Cellular component (GO): cytoplasm
Molecular function (GO): calcium-dependent cysteine-type endopeptidase activity
Source: RefSeq, a predicted model, not a curated record